This is a messenger RNA of Talaromyces stipitatus ATCC 10500, 2939 nucleotides long. RefSeq names its product PH domain protein. The transcript is spliced from 4 exons. The record is from RefSeq and is a predicted model, not a curated record. The coding region runs from base 1 to 2487 and encodes 828 amino acids. Lineage: Eukaryota; Fungi; Ascomycota; Eurotiomycetes; Eurotiales; Trichocomaceae.
AUGGCCAUGCCAUCACAGUCACCGCUCCACGAGGGCUACAGCAACAUUCCUUUCCCCCAUGACGCAUCACAGCUAAGCCGCGGUUACGGCAUGUCGGCAGAAUCGCGACCGACCUCUUACAUUGCGAAUUCGAUUGUUCCCUCUGAUUUCGCAGUCGCACAGGAGACGCACCCAACACAGUCGGCCUACCCGUCACGUUUCAAUGAAGAGAUUGACAUGUCCCAGCGAGGCAGCCCUAUAAUGAUGGACGGCGCAGGUGGGGUAAAUAAUCUGCAAAGAAGCGAAUCGCAAAUGUCACAUAACAGCAUUGCGCCGUCCAGAAGCGGCACGUUGAAGAAAAAGGCAUCCCUAAGUCGGAAGGGUAGCUUGAAGCGGAGCAGCAGCAGGCGAAGUCUUCGCGCCGGCAGUGUAAGGAGUCUCAACCUCGGAGAGAGGGAAAAGUAUGGCAGCGACGACCCUAAUAGUGCCUUCUACGUGCCAAUCCCAACGACUGGUAGCCCGACGGACGAGCUCGCAAAUCGCUUCCAAGCCUGGCGGAAGGUACUCAAAGACCUUAUCGUAUUUUUCAAGGAUAUACAGAAAUCAUAUGAAACGAGAGCAAAGUUGCUCCUCUCGGCGGGUAAUAUCAUGAACAACACAUCCCUACCACCAACCUUCCUCAACUCCGGUGGGCUAGGCGAUGCGACGGAAAUCCUACGCGACUAUCACAAGCAAGGUCUCAUUGAAGCCAACAAGGCCAAGGAAGUCGAAAGCGAGGUGAUUCUCCAAUUGACCGGUCUAAGAAGCGAUCUCCAGCAGAAAACCAAAGAAAUCAAAAGUCUGUCCGCAGAUUUCAAAAACAGUGUCGACAAGGAAGUUGAGAAUACGCGAAAGGCAGUCCGAAAUCUACAGGAGAGCCUAGGUCUCGUUGAUGUUGAUCCGUCUGCGACCUCUGGCAGGCAUGAUCCAUUUAUCCUGAGAUUGCAGGUGGAUAGGCAAGUCGACAAACAAAUCGAGGAGGAAAACUAUCUUCACAGAGCAUACUUGAAUCUGGAGAACUCCGGUCGUGAACUCGAGGCAAUUGUCGUCGGCGAGAUACAGAAAGCUUAUAAUGCCUACGCUAGUAUCCUGAAGCGCGAGGCAGACGUUGCCCUGGAUGCCGUAGAGAAGCUUCGAGCAGGCCCUAUAUCUAUGCCCAAAGAUCAUGAAUGGAACAACUUCAUUGCAGAAAGCGAACAUCUUGUUGACCCUAGAAUACCUAUUCGCAGCGUUGAGAAUAUCUCUUAUCCCGGCAAGGAUCACCCAGCUGCAGCUGAAAUUCGAUCUGGCAUGCUCGAGCGCAAGAGCAAAUACCUCAAGAGCUAUACCCCCGGAUGGUAUGUACUAUCACCGACACACUUGCACGAAUUCAAAUCCGCCGAUCGCGUCGCUUUCCAGACACCGGUCAUGUCUCUCUACCUUCCGGAACAAAAACUGGGCUCUCAUUCGCAGCCAGAUUCUUCAUCGCACAAAUUCAUGCUCAAAGGAAGACAAACGGGUGCCAUGCAUCGUGGACACGCCUGGGUAUUCCGGGCUGAGUCUCAUGAAACGAUGAUGGCUUGGUUUGAGGAUAUUGCAAAUUUGAGUGAGAAAACCGGCGAGGCUCGAAAUGCAUUUGUCAGGAAUCACGUUCGAAGUUUAAGUGGGAAUAGCAUUCGACCAAGCUCUAUUAGUAGUGAUGGGGUUAUGGAUGAAGACGAAGCCGAUCAGACUCCUUAUUCGAGCCAGUCUGCUGUCCUUCGAAGGGCCUCUUCAGUGAAGAAGGAGUCGCCUGCACAGCGCCCUCAACCAGGUGGGCGUUUCCCAAGUGAUGUACAGAUCGACCGACACUUACAGGCAACCAUGUCACUUUCUAGUGGAGAGAGCUCUGGUGUCCGAGAAGCUAUAGCCGAUGCCGGGGCCCUGCCGGGGUCUGGCGUUCCAUUCUCGACGAGCCAACAACAAACCGAGGAAUUGAAUCACUCCGCACUUCCCUCACAUGGUCAAUUGGUUUAUCGACCAGCAGACGGGGCGAAUCGUGAAGUCUACGGAACAUGGACAGGAACUACCGCCGAUCAUUAUCCCGAACACGUACAAGGUCGUAAUCUCGAUCAGGAGCAGGUUUAUCAUCAACAACCCGUCACAUCUCCUUCGCAAGCUCCUAUUGUCGUCGCUAGCGAGAUGAUCACUGAUAGGAACGAAGAAGUUCCUAAUGCCAACGCAGCUGAAGCGCCGGCGAAUGGUACCUUAUAUGCCGCUGGCAAUGCAGAUGUUCCGUCACUAAACAGGCAAGAGUCUCAAAAGUCGCGACAAACUCAUUCCACCUACUCACUGAUGGCUUCGACCCCAACCUCCGAGGCCACUUCCCCUCUUUCUGACAAUGCCAACAAUGUAGCAUCGAAGCGUCCUGAUCCCCAGUCAAAGGAGAGCUCCUCGACGCUUGACGUGCUCAAAAUGCCAGGACGAUAUCCUCGUCAAACAACAAAUUAAAGCAUUGAGUAUCUUCGUACAUACAUUUUCUCUUUUAUACCCGAUCUUUCCAUCCGUUUCAUACUUACCUCGCGACGUGUGCCGAGUACUGCUCACUCGUUCACCCCCACGCGAUACAAUUCUGUCAAGCUUACAACCACAAUCGCUUGAGUAUUUUUCUGCGAUCCGGUCGUCACUCUUACCAGUGCCACUUACCACACUCUAGUACUCUUUGUCUUUCUUCGCUUGUUUUGGAAAUCAUGACCCUAACUGAUAUUUACACCAUGAUACCUCGUCUUAUGACCUCUUGAUUUGGCCUUCUAUGUUUUUCUUUAUAUAUGGCAAUAUCGCUUUCGACAGUACAACUUCAUUCUUUGCCCACCUUUAUUGUUCCUUCUCUGAGUGAGGGGAGAAGGAUUUUGUACAUAGCAGUCAUUACAAGUCGUUGAAUAUAUAGUUUGAUGUUCGUCGUC